This is a messenger RNA of Dentiscutata erythropus, 1047 nucleotides long. The record is from the annotation of a GenBank genome assembly. Lineage: Eukaryota; Fungi; Glomeromycota; Glomeromycetes; Diversisporales; Gigasporaceae.
UUGGAAAUAUACCGUACGAACUUACCGAAGAGCAGUUAACAGAGGUAUUCAAAGAAGUUGGACCAGUCGUAUCUUUUCGUCUUGUAUUUGAUCGAGACAGCGGAAGGCCUAGAGGAUAUGGUUUUUGCGAAUAUCACGAUGCCGAAACAGCUGCAAGCGCAGUGCGCAAUCUCAAUAAUGUAGAGGUUGGUGGAAGACAGCUAAGGGUUGAUUAUGCUGACGGGGAUCCCGCAAAUGCACCUUCGAUUCCACCAUCUGAAAGAUCUAACGUAGAAAGACCACCACCACCUUCUCAGCAACCACCACAAUCAAUUGUUCCGCAAAAUACACCGCAGCAAUCUGCAAUCGAAAGUAUUUCACAAACAGUUCAGCACUCAAUGACUCAGGCUCAACUUCUUGAAAUUUUGUCCACGAUGAAGUUGCUCAUCCAAACACAUCAAGAUCAAGCUCGAUUACUAUUAGCCCAAAAUCCUCAACUUUCAUAUGCAUUAUUUCAAGCACUGCUACAACAGAAUUUAGUCGAUCCAGCAAUACUACCGCGUGUACUACUGCAUAGCAAUCCUCAAGCACAAUCUCAACCUAAUCCUGUACAAAAUCCACCCUCACUCGUUCCUCCGCCAAAUUAUGUUCCGCCUAACGUGCCUAAUGCGGCCGCAGUGCCACCGCAACUUCAACCUGCUAUGUAUUCUACGAUUCCUCAACAACCGCAACCAAUGAUUCAACAACCAAUGGCACAAACUAUGCAGCAACCCAUGACGCAGAACAUGCAGCAGCCCAUAACGCAAACCAUGCAACAACCAAUAACGCAAACUAUGCAACCGCCAAUGGGAAUGCCGGUGAUGAAUACUGGAAUGAUGCCUGUUAUAGGAAAUGUUGGCGUUACUCCGUCUACGUCUUCCGUAGCCGGAAUGCCUUUGCAUAAUUUAGAUGAUGUGCAAAUUCAAGAAGCUCAAAAAUCGCAACUUUUGCUUCAAGUUCUUAAUCUUCCACAACAACAAAUUGAUAUGUUACCACCUGAACAACGUAACCAUGUUUUAGCUUUGGUGG